Molecule: messenger RNA, 9399 nt
Organism: Guillardia theta CCMP2712
Lineage: Eukaryota; Cryptophyceae; Pyrenomonadales; Geminigeraceae
Exons: 8
Coding region: 1-9399 (3132 amino acids)
Source: RefSeq, a predicted model, not a curated record
AUGCACAAUCCCAACGGCACUCUAUUCCAAACCGACGGCAAGUUGGAGACAAAGAAAAACUCAGCAGGCCCUGAGGCCCCUGCACUGGCAAGUCCCAGGCCAUCGAAGCGGCUGGACUCGAAUCAAGUUGGCAAGGCAGCUUCUGACUUUGCUCCGGAUCAAUCUGUUGUGUGGGUUGGCUUCACCCUUGUCAUCAAAGGAGAAAACCUGUCUUCAUCUGAUCUUGUGAUGGUCUCAAACAACUCUUUGAGAUCCAACAACUCUUGCUCCGAUGCUCCUCUUCCUCAGGAAAUAAGAGGAGGAUCUCAGAGGUACCUUGGGCAAGUGUCAAGCGAUGGGAAAAAUGCCACUGCGACCUUUACCUUGCAGGAGCAGUCAGCAGAGUUUGCACAAGUCUGCAUCAAACUUUAUCCCUCAUCGUCAUGGUCCCUCGUCUCCACAAAAUCUUUCAAGAUCAUCGGGCCAAAUGUUUCAUCUGUCUCCCUUGCCUCGUAUCCCGCGGCAGCGGAUCCUACAGUGGUGUACGGUUAUAGUUUGCUGACUUUGAGCUUGAAAGGCAUCGGCAUGAUUAUGCAGAGUACAAGACUUGCUUUCAAACUUCAAGUGGGAGAUUGCGCAGAGAAUCCUUUCUCGUCUGCUAGUAACAUAUUUGGUGGAGACGCAAGAGGGUUGUCAUGGGCAAGCUCAGAUGCUGGAUCGGGCCUCGUGAGUUUUCUUCCUCAGAACGCGAUCAAAAGCCAGGGCUCUCUCACUCUCUGCAUGUCCAGCAAUGAAGGAGCCUUUAAGAAUGUUUUGGUCUUUUCUUCUAUUCGCUGGUUUUCUCGUCAAACCACAAACUUUUUCCCAGUGCAAGAUAUCCUGCCUGCUCUCUCAACCACCAUCACCAUCUCUGGAGAGAAUUUCGAUACAUCUGGUGCUAUACCGUUGUACAUUAAGCUCAGUGAUAGUUGUAACACCUCUGGUGACUCUUCUUUGAUUCCUGGCGGCGACGCCAAACCUGCACAAGUCUUGAGCUCGACCUCUGCAACUUUUACUUUCGCAGCAGGACCUCUGCUGGGUCAUAUCAGUUCUAUCUCGAUCGUUGAGGCAGGUCAGGGAUACGUACCGGGGAAGCUCUUUGCAGCUGCUUCCUCCUCCCGCGCGGUGAUCGGGUCGUUCCUGGUAGGAAGAGCUGGUGACUUGGCGUACACGUUCUUCCGGGAGGACGCGGCUUUCUUUGCUGAGGAGCCUGACAUAUUCCCGAUCUUCGCUGGGUCAGUUCGCUGCGGCAAUGUGACAAGUGACCUGUGCAACAUGACCGGGUCGAUCCCUAGCAUUGCACUUGGAUAUGGUAUCACCCAAGGCUGCGCCCAGGGAGCGGUUAUCUCAGCCGUGUCCAGUGACGGGGGGUACGGAUUUCAAGCAGUCAUCUCAAGUGUGGACAACAACGGCAGGAUUCUAGCGACGACCGUCACCAAUUAUGGGGCCAACUACAAAUCCACCCCGCAGCUGAUCGUAGAGCAGCUGUCGUGCUACUGCGGGACUUACAUCAUCACAGACGCCAACGGGAACUACAUCGUUCAAGGUCUGCAGCAAGGAUCUGUCCCUGGCUCCAUGGACAACUGCAUGACAGCCAACGUGGCCGGGGGGGCUGUGCUUGCCUCUCGAGGACAAUGGAGCGAAAGCUCGAUACGGGUGUGCUCCCGCUUCGGCAACGGCAGCGAGUGGGAGCAGGUCGGGGAUCAGACUAUGACCUUGAAGAGCGUCACGGCAGUCUCGUUGAACCCUUUGAAGGUCACAGCAGGGUUGAGCCAUUCCAUCACUCUGACGGGCACUGGCUUCAUGUCGUCAGGCCCUUGGCAGACAAGAGUGAAGGCAGCGACAGAUUGCUCGGCAAACUCCGAGAGUGACCUGCUUGGAAGCGUCUUGGGAGGGGAGGGAGUGCCCUGCGCUCAGAUCGUUCAAAUAGGGGCCCUGAUGGAAUGUGUCGUGAACUUCAAACUCCGGACCUCAUCCAAGAAUGUUUCCAUAUGCACUAGAGUUGGGGGCAACAGCUACCAGAGGUUUACCUCUGCCUUGCUGGAGAUUGUCAGUUUUCAGAUCCAAUCUGUAACUCCCUCCUUGUUUCCAUCAAAUUCUUUGCAGACCUUGACUGUCAGUGGUCAAAACUUCUUUCCUGUUGCAGCAGAUAAUUUCUUCAUCAAGAUCUGCAGUCAUUUCCACUGUUCAGGUGGUCAGAAUUCAAACGCAGGGGAGCCAUGCGCAGGGCUCCAAGACACGCGAACUUGUUUUAACGGUGCCUCAUGCACCAUCAACGAUGCUUGCGAUAGUCUGACAGAUACAGCGACUACUUCACAAGUGCUGGGGGGCAACCAGACGCUUCCAAGUCUUGUCAAGAGCUGUACAUCGCAGGGAGGGUUCUGCAAUGAGCUUGUAUUCGACGUGACUGUAGCCGCCAUGGUGAACGCGUCGUUAAGGUUGUGGUGGAUAUUUUCCAGCUCGGACUAUGGGCGGAUUGACGGGACUUUCAUCAUGGGGCCUACUGAAGUUGCUGAUGUACAACUAUCUUCUGCUACUCCUCUUUCUUCCCAGACCUUCUUCGUGGAUGUCACAGGCAGCAAUCUUGCAGACUCUCAGCUGGCUCCGAUCAAAUUCAAGUUCAUCAAUGAUACAUCUUGUACAGUCGCCGAUCCCUUCUCUGAUACCUUGUACAUAUUCCCGGGAGGCGAGGGAAGGACAACGAUGGAUGUUCAAGUGCUGAAUAAUGUCUACCAGGCUCGUGUCAACUUCACUCUGUUUGCAACCGCGUACACUCAAGAUACCGUCAACUCGAUUCUGUGCUGGAGGCAGGGGCCGUAUGCUUACCGAGACAUCUGGAACUCCCAGGGUAAGACCUUCCAAGCGAGCAUCGCGACGUCAGUGGUGGAAGGGAUGACACCGAGUGACUAUAUGACUGCCAACUUUGUCGUGGGGAAAACCACCAAACCUUUGUUUGCCUCCAAUCAAGCGAUCAUGUUGACCGUCAAAGGUCAAAACCUGUUCUCAUCAGCACUUUUUGUCAAACCCAUUCGCUUGCCUCAAGGGUUUCAAACCUCUGCAACCUGUGCGACUGCUGCCAACUGCAUUCCCAGCAGCCUCUGCGCUUCUUCAGAUUCUCUCGAUUUCUUUCCCACCUCGGUUGAGCCCCCUCAGUCUGGUACAGCCCUGCUGGUUUAUGAGGUGAAGGAGACGGUCUUCGACGGUCCCAUCGACCUCAUGUUCUGCUGGAACUUCAUGGCGUCAGGGAGCUACGGUCUUCCCUGGCGGGUCAUUGGGACGUACCAGGAGAUUUUCAACUCCCUGACGUUUCAGUUCGAUUACUCUUUCCGCGUUCACAUCCUCAGCAUCAACGGGGCAUACCUGUCACAGCUCAUCGUUCCUCCGACCAUUAUCUCCAACGUUCCCUUCAACCUGACCCUCCAUGUUAAUGGCAUCCCCUGCGAACUCGGCGGUGAGAGCAUGAAAGUGAAGGUCGUAGCUCGGGAUGGAUAUCAGUCGAACUUCAGCGGAGCGAUAGGAGGCGGUUGCUCCCUCAACUCGCUAGACGAUUGGACCGGCGUCGUGACGGGAGGGCAGGGAAUGGUGCCCAAGUGUGUGUCUACAGCAGACGGAAGAACGAGCUUAUCGAUGUUCGAGAUGGAUAUGAACCUGAUAGUCGAUGGCUACACGUCUGUCGAGAUAUGCUGGUCCCCUGCCCAGGGAAACACGAGUUACAUGAACGUCUUCUACCAGGAUUUCAAGGGGUAUGCUCUCUUGGAUAUUCUACCCUUCCAGCUCAACAAGGUCGAGCUGGACCUUGCCUCUUCUUCCUCUACUCCAGCUGUCGUCGUGCAUGACAUGGUCACGUUCCGCCUCUACGGACGGGGACUGAAGAGAACGGGUGUCGGAUCCUCGUUGUUUGCCCUUGCAGAGUCAUGUGACAACAUGACUAGCAUCAUACCCGGAGGGGAAUCGAAACCUCUUGACUGUAUCUUGAACUCCUCACAAGCCUUGGUCACUUUCCGGCCCAAGACUUCAUCUGCCAACGUGUAUCUUUGCUACAAGGCUCCUCAGUCAGUGUUUCAGUGGGUUCAAGUGCUUGCAGGAACUGGUUUGUACUGCGCGCCCCCGCAUUGCGCUGCUACUUCAUGUGCCGCCGGGACCAACUACAAUUUCCAACAAUACCUGUGUGAUGCGAGCUGUUGUGAACAGACCUGUAUGAAUGACAAGUCUUGUACCUACUACCAGACAUUCCUGCAGCUGACUGGAGUCUAUCUCAACUGCUCUACAUCGUCACAAUGUAACAAAGUCCUGACUUCGGUAAGACCCCCGGUGGUGAACAAGAAGCAGUUCCUUACCCAGUCCACGUGGGUGACUUCGCACGUGUCUGUCCCAAUCUCUGCUCCUGAUGUGAGAUCGGUAACUCCUCAGACGCUGCCCAAGUUGCGGGCAAGGUCCUCCUUCGUCGUCAACCUCCAAGGGUCAGGAUUCGCUCCAGAAAACCUUCAGGUACACAUCAAAGUCUCCUCGUUCGCAACAGGCUGCAACAACCUCACUCUCUACAACGAGACGCUUGCCAAGUUCGACUUGCUCUUGAACCAGCGAGCCACAGCCUACGCCGAGAUCGAGCACAGGCUCAACAUGACUUACAACGGCACCUGCGCCAAGGGGAUAGCCAACUGCCUCGGUGGACCAGCUCCUCCCGGCACCCCCUGCACCUCCGACGCCAACUGCCCCAACGGCAUCUGCGACCAGCCCAACAACGGCAUGACCUGCUUGCUUGACAGCCAGUGCAAGUACGCAGGCUUCUGCAACAACUCGCUCUACAACCUGUCGAUAUCGCCGCUGCCUGUGCCUCCUCCCUUCAGCAUCCCCAACAGGGCCUACGACUCCUUCGGGACCCUGCCCGGAGGAGGAGGCAGGUUUGUCAACGUCACCAACUUCAGCUUUGCCUUCUCGAUCUUCAACAUCAACUCAACAGGAAGAGGGCUGAUCUGUGUCGCCAGCCGAGACCCUAUCCGAGAGGAGCAGUACGUCAAGAACGGCGUCAUCGUGGACAGAAGGCUCAUCGUGUCAAUGUUCACAUACAAGGCAUAUUACAGCAUAGAUGUGCAAGGCCCUGUGAUCUACAACGUGUUCCCCUCCCAGACGUUUCGAUUCGUGACCACGAGGUUCAGUCUUGGAGGAUACGGUCUGCACGAGACCGACAAGAUUAAGAUUGUGAGCAGAGCAGCUGGGUGUGGUGGGAAUGACACCGACGGGGCUGUGCUGGGAGGUGAAGGCAGAUUUCUCUCGUUUGUCAACCCACUGCGGACUGGUGCGACUUUGGUGUUCACCAUCACGGAGCCCUGGAGCUCUCAGGUUGCGGACAACGAGUACUUGCUCUGCUAUCUUGCCGUCCUCCCGCAGGAAAUCGUCUCUUACAGACAAGUUGGGCACUUGAUUCUCUACAACAGCCCCCCGCUGAUAGUUGGACUGUCGUCUUCACCACUCUUCUACUAUCAGACCUCCGUCCUGACUGUCUCCGGCCUUGGGUUGGGAGCGGCAGAAAAGGUGAAACUGAUCUCCGAGCAUCUGACCUGCUCGGGCUCCAACUCGGACGAGGCCAACUAUGACCUCUACGGAGUGAUCAACGGCAGUUGGCCGACCUUUCUCUCUUUCCGCGAGUACUCGUUCGAUGCCUUGACUGCCAACAACUUCUCAAACUUUGCCUACGUCGGCAAGGCUUUGGCUCACUUCUUGAUCACGUCUGUGUCAGCCAACAGCUCCCGGUGCAAAGUUUGUCUCAAGUUUUCGAGCUCGAACGUGUAUGGCUAUCCAGCUGGCUACUCGUACGUCGGGGACGCGCAGGUCGAGCUUCCGAGAGUCGAGAGCGUCUGGCAGGAGCCCAUCGUGAUGGAGGAGCCGCAACAGGUUGCGAUCAGAGGACGAGGCCUCCUAACUCAGCUACCUCUUCGAUGCCUCCUGAUCCAGACGACCUACCGCUGCUCUCAACCCGACUUGAUCGGCAGGGCAGUCGCAGGAGGCGACUCUUGCACGCUUGACAAGCUUGUAUCAUCGGAAUCAGCGUACCUCGGCGUCUUCAUCCCGAGGAUCCAAGAGCAGCAGGUCAAACUUUGUAUUCAACUGGCGACGGAGGAAUGGAGGGAGGUUGGGGUGCUGCCUCUGAUCGGGGUAGACAUCAUCAACGUUUCGCUCAUGACGUACGGCAGUGGGACCGGGCUGGACAGCCUUGCCGUCAGCCAGCCGUUCUACCUGAAGUUCACCUUCGUCGGGAGGUUCUUCAACGAUUAUGUGAAACUUGUUCCUGGGAAUGUGACGUGCGCCGGUACCGAUGACUUCGCCGAUGCUCUGGCGGGAGGAGAAGGAAAAGUCGUCAACGAGUCAGGGGUUGUUGAGUAUCCCAACGGCAUCCAACGGACGCAACAGGUGACGGCAGCUACCGUCAAGACGUGCAUGUCAAAGUACAUGUCGCAAGGAUACCAGGACUCCACCUACGUCUGGAACCUGACGCAGAGGAGGGUAGAUUACUUCCUACCGCAGCAGGUACGGAAAGACUUGUAUUCGACCUUGAACUUUUACGGGAAAGGGCUUGCUUACAGCAACGAAGUGAUUCAAAUCUAUGUUUGCACGAGCAGUGAAUGCUCGCAACCAAUCGUGACAGCACCUUUGAAACUUGAUCUCCUGGAGAAUGGGGAGAUGGGAUCUAUCGAGCUGAAUUUCAGUACAGCCGGUGAGUUUGAGGUGUACUGGAGUAUGGGAGGACAGGAGAAGCAUCAGUUAGCAAACUUGACAGUGGUACCAACAUCUUUUAUCACUUCUCUCUUCCCUACAGGCGCAUGGGUCGGCAACACUACCAAGUUUGUGGUUGGUGGCGUCGGUUUGACGUCCAGCAGUCAAGUUCGCUUCGUCGAAGUUCAGAGCUCUUGCAAAGAUGCUCCUUCGAUCGCUGGCGGCAACGCGUCAGUGCUGAACGUGUCGAACUCUCAGCAGGCGACUAGCGUGCCGUAUCACUUGAAGCAAGUUGGCACUGUGAAGCUGUGCUAUGCUCAAGAUGCAAGUAGCUUCUUUGAGGAGACGAGGAUGACGGUAGAGCUGAGGCAGUGGACUGAGCCUCUCCUGUUCCUUCCUCAAGCUGACUACAAGAAGGACGUUCAGAGGGUAGAGGCAGGUAUGACCGACGAGCUGCCGCCUUGUAUCCUCACCUACCAGUCGCGAUGGAUCCUUCACGGCCCUGGCAACGGCAUCGAGGUCGAGACGCCCGCAAUCCUAGACUGGAACAGCUCGUCUCGUUGCUACAGCAGCCCAUCUGUCGUUCCUGCCGCCUACCCCAAGAGAGGCUACGUGGCUCCUGGGAUUGACAUGCGGCUGGUCAACGCGUACAGAAACGUUCCCGUUGAUCUGCUUGUUAUCGCCGAUUCUGGAGCGGUGGAUGUGAUUUACAUAGCGCGAUCAGCCUGCCAUGGCGACUCGCUCGACCCUCUUGUAGACCCGGUCACCGCGCACGUGCGGGGAGGAGAACCUCAACGGCUGAACGAGAGUGACAUGGUGGAUGUGACAGAGUCCUUCUGCCUGGGAGAGGGGCCGGGGCUGCCUCUGUCCCCUCCCGUCCUCGCGUACAAGGUCAGGUUCACCUUGCAGGACGAAUCUCCCGUCGGCGAGUUCCACAAGAUCUGCCUGGCGGCGUACAGGUUCGGAGUUUCGUUUGCCAUACAGUCUCUAGACUUGAAGGUUCGACCCCCCCACCUCCUGGCCAUGGAGCCACCAACCAUCUUCUCGGGUCUCAAAGUCAAGUACCUCCUGCACGGCAAGGGACUUGCUGCUGGCGAUCAGGUCAAGGUGAUCGAUGGGGAUACUCCUGGCUCCUGUGCCAACGCUGAUCAGCAGCCCAACAUACCUGGAGGACAAGUCUUCACUCUGAACGCGUCGGCUACUGACCUGUACACAUCUGAGAUAGAGAUGCAGCUUCUGCUUCCCUUCAGACACGCCAGGAUGUGCUAUCAGUACCAGGGGUCAGAGGUGUGGGAUGAAAUGACGUACCCGUUGAACCUGAGGACUAGCGGUUACAUCUAUGGUUACUUCGAUUCUAUGCACUUCCUGUACGGAGAGACGCUCUACCCCCAGCAGGCGAGCAACCAGCUCUUCAGCAGAAACCAGACCAUCUCUGUGAUAUCCCCUGAGGACGUAUACGUCAACCAACAGGACUGGUACUGUCGAACGCCCCUCACCAUCACUGUUCAUGGCAACGGGCUGUCGGACAAAGGCAAGUAUGUCAUCGUUCCGUCCCGAUACGCGUGCGGAGGGACGUCGGUGAACCUCAACAAUAUCAUAGCAGAGGCCUCGAGUGCAGAGCCACAGGUUCACCUCAUCCCCGUCAGCGAGGGUGAUCCUCGUGGGCCGACCUCUUACAGCAACGACCCUCUGCUGUCGUACCAGUAUCUGUCAUACUGCCAAGGCACCCGACAGGUCGAUGCUUGCACAAGAGAUCAGCUUUCAACUCAGAACACGGUCUCCUUCUCUGGUUUCCCAGUAUCAGCCAUCGGGCAAGUCCGUGUUUGCUUCAAGUAUGACUUUGCGUCGGAAUACAUCGACAUCGGCAACUUCAGCAUCAAGGCCCCUAUCAUCUCCAGCCUCUCCCCAUCUCAACGGCUUCUUCUCAACAGCCCGCAAGAGUUCACUGUGCUGGGAGUCUCUUUGUCCUCCGAUGACUUUGUCAAGUUCGUGGACGGCGAAUCUUGUGUAGCAAGGAUUGCUUCUUAUCCCUACACCCCUCAACUUCGAGCAGCCACCGACGGCAAGUCAGCAUCCUUCUCGUUGUUGCUGGUGGGAGCAGGAACCUACACUAGCGGCACUCGCAAGCUCUGCUACUCGUACGAUAGCGGCACUAGUUUCCUUGACACAGGCCUUACCGUCACCGUCGUCAGCCCGCAGGUAGUCGGCGCUUUUCCCUUGACAACAGCAGUCGCAGCUGACCGGAGGAUCUGGUUUUACGGCGACGCCAUUACGAGCCUGGACAAGGUGAAGCUGAUCCACUAUGACAGCACGUGCAAGGGAUCCGACGACAUGAGCGAUAUAGUGCUGGGAGGCGAGGCUAGGCUUCUUGUGACCGCCCGAUCGUCCCUGUACGAGUCUUGGCCGAACGGGUCGGCUGUCUUCAAGCUGCUGCGCGUUGGAUCUGCUCGGAUCUGCUACCUGCACAAGGGAGGGGCCGGCUGGACUGAAGUUCUGUCUCCCGAGGGUACGGCGAUACGAGUGACGACUAUCGAUACUGCGGAAGAGGCGCUAGGAAUACUGAGCUCUGCUGCGUCCUGCUGCGAGACGAGGCUGCUCCUCCUGUAUGCACAUAUUUCCGCGUGCAAUGUAAAUAAUGUUCAUUAUGGAGCUGAUAAGAAUUGUGAAUGA